This is a messenger RNA of Dichomitus squalens LYAD-421 SS1, 264 nucleotides long. Its product is annotated as small nuclear ribonucleo protein SmF. Gene Ontology annotation, biological process: mRNA splicing, via spliceosome; spliceosomal snRNP assembly. The record is from RefSeq and is a predicted model, not a curated record. The transcript has 5 exons. Gene Ontology annotation, cellular component: U1 snRNP; catalytic step 2 spliceosome. Bases 1 to 264 code for a protein of 87 amino acids. NCBI's taxonomy places the organism in Eukaryota, Fungi, Basidiomycota, Agaricomycetes, Polyporales, Polyporaceae. Gene Ontology annotation, molecular function: RNA binding.
AUGUCUGCGGUCAACCCCGUCAACCCGAAACCCUUCAUGCAGGAGCUCACGGGGAAGCCCGUGUACGUUCGUCUCAAGUGGGGGCUUGAGUACAAGGGCUUCCUGGUGAGCACGGACGGCUACAUGAACCUCCAACUCGCGAACACCGAGGAGUUCCAGGAUGGAAAGUCGAACGGCGCGUUGGGCGAGGUCUUCAUUCGCUGUAAUAAUGUUCUCUACAUCAUGAGUACCUCUUCCUUCAUCUACGUAGAGGCAACAGAUUGA